This is a messenger RNA of Scheffersomyces stipitis CBS 6054, 843 nucleotides long. RefSeq lists its product as uncharacterized. The record is from RefSeq and is a predicted model, not a curated record. The transcript has a single exon. The coding region runs from base 1 to 843 and encodes 280 amino acids. Lineage: Eukaryota; Fungi; Ascomycota; Pichiomycetes; Serinales; Debaryomycetaceae.
AUGCAUAUGACGCCGGAAAUAUCGAAGAAGCGGGCAUCUGAGUCUGACGAUAUCUACUCCUACUCCAGUGGAAAAAGGAUCAGACUAGAUAACCUUUUUGACGGACUUUCUCUAGGUGGAGAUAGACUGAGUCCAGAGCAGGAAAAUAGCAUUAGAGAAGAUUUUGUCAUCAAUCCCAACGUGGAAACGUAUUCCGUGUAUAAAAAGAAGAUUUCAAAACCGAGAAGUAAUACUUCGUCAGGAAUCACCAGUGAUUUCAGUAGCUAUUUAGCAGAGAAACUAGUUGACCAUUUCAACGAAGAGAUGCUUCGCAACCUCCAGGUGAUCCCCUGGUACGACUACAGAUUCCUCGUGAUCUAUAGGUUUGAAAGAUGGGCCGUCCGUCUUUUCAACCGCUUUCUCCGAGAAUUCAACAAAAGAAACAACCUCCGAAUAGGGCCCAUGCGUAAUUACGAUAAAAUUCUCAAGCUUGUGGAAGAACAGAAAAUCACGGCUAACGACUUGUUUAAUAUUCUCGACCAAAUGUGCCAUGCAGAAAUGGCACAAAUCGAAAAGAGGAAAUGGUACCGGUCUCAGAAACAAGAUGAAUCUCACUUUGUAGAUGAAGCUGAGAUACUAAAAGAUACACGCUACGACUAUUGGGACACGCUUAAUAUAGACCGAGACUCAGCUAUGCUGGAAAACGAAGGAUAUCGCAAUGAUCUUACAGAUCUGAAGGUUGAAGAACUACCGCUUGAUGAGCAGGAUAUGGAGAUGGAAGACUGGGGCGAUGACAUCAUGGCAGACUACGGUUCCUAUUAUGGCGAAUACAGAGACAACAACAGCGAGCCAAUGAUGGCAUAA